CGAAAAAGGAAAGCCGUCGCAUAAUUUCCCAUUACCCUUUUCAACUCUUCCCUCUCCGCCUUGGAAUUCUGUCCCGGCCACCACAGCCGCCAGAGAAGGGUAUGGCGAUGGCGAUGCAGACUGGGAUGUCGUCCUCCAAAGUCCUCAUCCUCGUCGGUGCAGGUCUGACCGGAUCAAUAAUCCUGAGGAACGGCCGGAUCUCCGAUGUUUUGUCGGACCUUCAGGGAUUUAUGAAAGGUGUAAAUGAAGGAGAUACCUCUAAUAAUUACUAUGACACUGCACUCCUUGCUUCUCAGAUUAAGCAUUUGGCCCAAGAGAUUAGAGAACUGACGAUAUCUCGACCAGUGACCAUAGUUAAUGGUGAAAAUUCUACUGGUGGUUUAUCAUCCUAUAUAAUACCUGCUGCUGCUGUUGGAACAUUAGGGUAUUGCUACAUGUGGUGGAAGGGAUGGUCCUUCUCUGAUGUCAUGUUUGUCACCAAAAAGAAUAUGGCUAACGCUGUUGCAAAUGUGUCAAAGCAACUAGAGCAAGUAUCUGCAUCUCUUGCUGCAACAAAAAGGCAUCUAACCCAGAGGCUUGAAAACUUGGAUGGGAAACUGGAUGAGCAGCAGGAGAUAUCUAAGUCUAUUAUGAAUGAGGUCGGUGAUGUUAAAACUGAGCUUUCUCAAAUUGGCUUUGAUAUCGAGUCGCUGCAGCAAAUGCUAACUGGGCUUGAAGGAAAGAUAGGACAUCUCGAAAGUAAACAGGAUGUGACCAAUGCAGGCAUAUACUAUUUAUGCAAAUUUGUUGGAGGGGUUAAAGAUGGACUGAAUGUUAAGUUCUUCCAGGAAACUGCUGAGAAGCUCCCCCAUUCUUCAGUCGCCCCCUUCUCGGCCGACAAAUCAAUCAAGGGGUUGCAAUUUCUCAUGGAGAAUUUCAAAGAUGGAAAUGCAGAUAGUCCCAAAUUCAACCCUAUUUCGCAGAAAGACAACCAGGAGAAACCCUUGAAACCAGCCAUUCUGAGAAGUAGCACAGUACACAGGUCGUACCCUGGUGGUAUUGCUCUACGGACGGCAGGGAUUGCUUUAUGACCCUCAAUACCCUACCUGGCUACAUCAUUAUCCGUUAUGAUGAAAUGCAAUUUAAUUCAUUGUGAAAGUCCAUUAAUGUUAUUUAGCGUGUGAUCUAUGCAAUCUGCCCAUUUGGAACGAUUGAUAUCGCUAGUCCAAAUUAUUAUAUUUUGUAAAUCAACAAGAUGAAAAUAAACUACAGCUGCUAAAUUGUCCUGUAAAAAUUCUUGUAUUAUUUCUUUUACAUGCUAUAAUCGGCUUGCCAGGUCAUCUCAAAUGCUAAUUAUUUUCCUUUCAAAUGCUAA
Molecule: messenger RNA, 1354 nt
Organism: Zingiber officinale
Lineage: Eukaryota; Viridiplantae; Streptophyta; Magnoliopsida; Zingiberales; Zingiberaceae
Exons: 12
Coding region: 102-1070 (322 amino acids)
Source: RefSeq, a predicted model, not a curated record